This is a messenger RNA of Calliphora vicina (urban bluebottle blowfly), 589 nucleotides long. RefSeq lists its product as uncharacterized. The transcript is spliced from 2 exons. Lineage: Eukaryota; Metazoa; Arthropoda; Insecta; Diptera; Calliphoridae. The record is from RefSeq and is a predicted model, not a curated record. The coding region runs from base 21 to 506 and encodes 161 amino acids.
AAAACUACUUUUAUGAAACUAUGACAAGCAAUGAAAUUAUGUUAAAUUCAAUGAUAAAUAAAUCAACAACAAUGAAACAACAUACUAGACGCAGUUUUCACUUGAGCGAAACAAUCGAGGAGGAAGAGUCACCACCGGCACAUGAAAAUGUUCCGCAUUUGAAACGUAACACACCCAUACUCUUCUCCACCAAUCGAGGACUACAUUUAAGAACGACAACAACUAAUACAACACUAACACCCCACACAGAAACUUCAAUGGCUAGUAAUUGUACAAGUACAUCUCUGUUAAAUUCCAUCUAUAAUAUGUCGUUUUGUGAUUUAGAAAGAUGGAGCACGAAUCGCGCUAAUACUAUAAGUUUGGAAGAUACCUUCACCAUACCCAAACCGGCUUUUGUACCCUCAUCUGCUGCCUCGGGUUCUCUGGCCUCUAACAGUUUACGAUUUUUACCCCAUAAGUCCACAUCAGUACGUUUUAAUGGCUACUCACGAUUUGAUGUGGAAUAAUAAUUGCUGUUGUAAAAUUUACUUACAAGUUAAGGGGUUACUUACUUACGUUGAGCAAAUAUUUGAUAUAAUAAGCGUCUACC